Closterium sp. Naga37s-1 is the source of this 993-nucleotide messenger RNA. NCBI's taxonomy places the organism in Eukaryota, Viridiplantae, Streptophyta, Zygnematophyceae, Desmidiales, Closteriaceae. The record is from the annotation of a GenBank genome assembly.
AUGAACUGGAGCGUGCGAAAAGACAAGAAUUUCCGCCUCGCCGUCGGGAGCUUCAUAGAAGAUUACCGGAAUAAGGUGGAGAUAGUUCAGCUAGACGACAACACAGGCGAGCUGAGGAGCGACGCGCGCCUGACGUUCGACCACCCGUACCCGCCCACCAAGCUCAUGUUCGUGCCGGACCGCGAGGGCCGCCACCCGGACCUGCUCGCCACGUCCGGCGACUUCCUGCGGAUCUGGCAGGUGCGGGGGAGGGGAAGAGCGGGGGAAGGCGGGAGAGGGGGGGUAGCAGGGGAGAUCACGGACGAUGGUGUGCGCAUGCGCAGUGUCCUCAACAACAACAAGAACAGCGAGUUCUGUGCCCCGCUCACCUCCUUUGAUUGGAACGAGUCCGAACCAAGGAGGCUCGGGACAUCCAGCAUCGACACCACGUGCACCAUAUGGGACAUGGAGAAGGAGGUGGUGGACACACAGCUCAUCGCUCACGACAAGGAGGUCUACGAUAUCGCCUGGGGGGGAGUUGGGCUAUUUGCCUCCGUCUCAGCUGACGGGUCAGUGCGGGUAUUUGACCUUCGCGACAAGGAGCACAGCACCAUCAUCUACGAGAGCCCCCAGCCGGAGACGCCUCUGCUGCGCCUGGGGUGGAACAAGCAGGACCCGCGCUACAUGGCAACCAUUCUCAUGGACUCACCCAAAGUGGUCAUCCUUGAUAUAAGAUUCCCCACCUUGCCAGUGGCAGAGCUACAGCGCCACCAGGCGUGUGUGAAUGCAAUCGCAUGGGCACCACACAGUUCAUGCCACAUCUGCACAGCAGGAGAUGACUCGCAAGCUCUGAUCUGGGACCUAUCCACCAUGGCGCAGCCUGUGGAAGGAGGACUGGACCCCAUUUUGGCAUACACUGCUGGCGCAGAGAUCAACCAGCUACAGUGGUCAUCUUUACAGUCGGAUUGGGUUGCCAUAGCCUACGCAACGAAAUUGCAGAUUUUAAGAGUGUAA